This is a messenger RNA of Rhodotorula toruloides NP11, 306 nucleotides long. RefSeq lists its product as uncharacterized. Bases 1 to 306 code for a protein of 101 amino acids. The record is from RefSeq and is a predicted model, not a curated record. NCBI's taxonomy places the organism in Eukaryota, Fungi, Basidiomycota, Microbotryomycetes, Sporidiobolales, Sporidiobolaceae. The transcript is spliced from 3 exons.
AUGCCCGGCAAGCGCGCCCCGACGCAGCCGAAGCGCCGCUCGACCACCUCGACGACGAAGCUCAAACCCUCGCUUCUCUCGAUGAAGCCGCCGGCCGGUGGGAAGGGCAAGCGUGGAGCGCAGAAGGCAAAGGACGCAGAUGCGCGGGAGAAGCUGGACGCUGGUCGGAACGAGUUGAGGGAGGCUUUGCAGGCGUCGAACAAGCCCCUUGUCGAGAGGAAGGAGAAGCCUGUCGAGCUCGCGAAGGGCGGAGACUCGCUCGCCAAGUCGAUGGACGAGGUCCUCGAUCUCUUCGGCGCGGCAUGA